GGACAACGUCAGUAGCACAGAUGUGAGCGGGCAGGAUGAAGAUGUGCUGGUGACUCGACGCUUUGCCCGUUUCUUGGCUUCGACAUGCGUGAAUAAUUCUGGUUGCCAACAAUGAAGACUGCAUCACAUUGUCGGUUCACACCUCUGCUGCUCCUCCACUGGCAGGGGACAAAGACAUCGAGCUCGGCUGCCUUAUUAUGGGCCACCUGAAACUUUCCACCAGGCUGAGAGACGACAUGGCUAACAAUUCAUUUAGUUCCCAGGUGCCUCCAAAUCCUAAACCAACAGCCAUGUCCCCGGAGAGCCUUAACUACAUUAGUCUAUCUCUGCGGGUGUUCUUUUGCUUGUUUAUGGUUGGCAUUUUGCUGUUUGCCCUGUUAGGGAACAUGGUGGUGUGCCUGAUGGUCUACCAGAGAUCAGCUAUGCGCUCGGCUAUUAACCUACUUUUAGCAAGUCUUGCGUUUGCUGAUAUGAUGCUCGCCAUUGUCAACAUGCCAUUUACGUUAGUUACUGUCAUGACCACUGACUGGAUUUUUGGAGAGGUAUUCUGUCGGGUAUCGGCUAUGCUGUUUUGGUUCUUUGUGAUUGAGGGAGUGGCUGUUCUGCUUAUAAUAAGCAUUGAUCGCUUUCUUAUUAUUGUGCAGAAGCAAGAUAAGCUAAGUCCACAGAGGGCAAAAGUGCUCAUACUGGUCACAUGGGGACUUGCUUUUUUUUUCUCCUUUCCAUUAGCUGUUGGUUCCCCUCGUUUACAGAUCCCCCCGAGGGCCCCUCAAUGUGUUUUUGGCUAUAGCUCUGAACCUGAUUACCACGCUUAUGUAUUGAUAUUAAUGUUGGUCUAUUUCGUUAUACCCUUCAUGGUCAUGUUGUACAUAUUCAUGGGAAUUCUCAACACCAUCCGCCACAACACAGUCCGCAUCCAGAGCCACCCAGAUGGCCUGAGCCAAGCUAGCAAAAUAGGCUUUUUAAGCAUCCAGCAGCCCUUCCAGAUGAACAUCGACGUGAGUUUUAAAACACGUGCCUUUGCCACCAUCCUCAUCCUCUUCUCUGUGUUUACAGUGUGCUGGGCACCCUUCACUGUCUACAGUCUCGUAACAGCUUUCAAUGCUGAAUUCUACUGCAAAGACAGUUUUUUUCAAGUCAGCACAUGGGUGUUGUGGUUAUGCUACCUAAAGUCAGCCCUCAACCCUAUUAUUUACUACUGGCGGAUCAAAAAAUUCCGUGAUGCUUGUAUUGAUCUGAAACCAAAGUACUUUAAGUUUCUUCCUCAGCUGCCAAACAACACAAAAAGACGUAUACAACCAAGCGCUGUCUAUAUUUGCGAUGGGCAUCGGUCUGUGGUUUAAGGAUGAAGAAUUCCACUGCACUUCACAAAAUUUGAAUGAUCCUAUUUGAGCCACACGGGACUCUUGAGUCCAGCUCACCACUUUCUCAUCUAGAUUAUGGAACAUAGAUGGCGGUACCUGACUCCUGUAAAUAGUGUGCAUUGUGUCAUUCCAACAUAGGGUAACCCAUGAAUUAAUUUAACACAAGAAGAAAAAUAAAAUAGUGAAAACGAUCAAAGUGGAUACUAUACCAACAGAAACUGUAUCAAACUGUACAAACUACAUACAAUAGAAUGCAGUGGUACUCUUACAAUAGCUAUGCAUCUUUCAUUGUAAGUAAAAGUUAUGGCAUUUAUUUGUUUGCUAUUUGAGGACAGAUGAGACUUCACAGGUACUGUAUUGCCUGUUGUCCAUACUUAAACUAAAGAUCUUUCCUAUACAACUGUUCACUGUUAUUUAAGUAUGCUGUCACACAAUUUGUUAUUUGAUUAAAACAAAACAUGACAGGUUUUGGAAACAGUUUGCAUCAAAUGUUAGUACAGUAUCCCCUCAUUAUAUUGCGGUUCAUUUAUUGCUGAUUCAGUACGGUGUAGAAUAUUUUUUGUAGGACAAUGUAGUGCAGUUGUUCACCUGCACCCAUAUCUGAUUCAGUAGCUUUAUAGGGUAUAUGGUUUUAAUGUUGCAGCAAUGACACAUAAGGUUGUAUCGGGCCUUAUUCUCAUCAGAAAAAGAAACCUUACUGAGUAAUCUGAACUCACAGCUUUAAUAAAUCACCAAAUUGCUUGAGGAUACAAACAGCAUGACUGAAAAUCCACUGGGUAAUACACACGCCACAAUAAUUCUACAAAUACCAACCUUAGUUUGACACAUUGCUAACACGUACAACAAUGACAGGAAAAAAUGCAAGUAUAGAGCAUUGUUUAGCUUGAUUUUACACAAGUACAAUACUGCCGUUAAAAGCAUCACACAAUGAAUCCUAGGUUCCCAUAUUGUUAUAUGCUGACUACAUUUCCAGGACCAUCAGUGUGAGGAGCACUACCAUUGCCUAAGGCAGUAAAUCAGUUGUUCAAACAAUGUCCACAUAUGCCGUUGUUCACUUUGCUCAAGCUGUGCACUACUUGUAUAUUGUCAAGUAGAGAAAUAAAAUACCUGCACCUCUUUAAGUAUCACAUAUUGGCAUUAAAUGGCAUUCAUGAAAUUUAUGUGACAAUGUUCUCCCAUUAUCAUAUGAAUUUGAAGCUUGGAAAUCCACAAAGUAUGACCAAUUAGUAUACUAUUUUCAUUUAUUUUGUGGGUUACAUUGUAUCAAUUUAUCAUUUUGAGACAGUUUACCAUUCUAUCAGUUGGCAUGUUUUUUCAUUUUUUUUUGACUGAUAGGAUGAAGUCUUUUCAAACUGAAAUAGAAUUUAAUCUCAUGUAAAGAUGUCCUCAGUAUGGGUGAGGUCCUUGUGUCUCUUUAUCUGGAAAUCACGUUUCCACAUGUGAUCCAAGCCAUCGGUGUAUUUUAUUUUCUCUAAUGCUGUAGUAGAUAUAGAAUAAUUCACCAUUUUCCUCACUAAAUAGACUUCUGAAGGUGCUAUAGACCUAAAGAUUUCACCAGAUGUUGGGAUUGAAGAAUGCCACAAAACCUUCAAGAUUUGGAGGCUCCCCUUGUGGAGGAAUGGGCCAAACUCACACUAGACCUAUGCAUGCCAUUUGUUUCUCCAUACAGGAGGCAUCUUGAACACAUCAUUCCAAACAGAGGCUUUUGUACGAAAUAUUAAAUACCAGUUGGUGUGUUCAAUAGUUUUCCCCUGUGUCAUUUCACGUAAUUACACACAACUUAAUUUCUGAUCUGAAUUCUUCUACUUUUUUGUAUGUAUAGAUUACUUGGGUUGUUCCCAACAGCUGGUGAAAUUUUCAUGCCAAUAUCACCUUUGAAAAUAUAUUUGAGAAAAAUGAUUUCAGCCAGUUUUUUUUUUUUUUUUGGGGGGGGAGAUUGCUAUGGAGUUUAUAUAUGCAUCAUCAAUUCAACAUUGCUUUUAAUACUCAUCUUACCUUAAACAGCUAACACUGUCGUGAUUAUGGAGGAUUCACCCACCCUUCAAUUGUAGAAGGAUGGGUGUGCGGUAUCUCUUAAGUCCUGAGUAGUUGUUGUACAAAAUCAGAAGUAAAAUGAGUAGAUAUUAAAGUCGAAUAACUACAGUACUUUACAUGUAUAAUAAAGUUUCUAGCUGAUGAGAACUUUUAGUGCUACUUUAAAUGGAAGACUAAAUGCAGUGUGAGGUUAUUAAAGUAGAGAAAUCAUUCUACUGCAGUGCCAAAACAAUGAGACUGUCUUGAAAUUAGAUUAGGAUUACUAAUUAUUCUUUGUAAAUUGCACACAAGUGAUGCCUUCACAAAAUUAUAGUGAAAUCCAGAUUGAUCGUUUUUAUGACUGUUCCAUCAGCCCUUGAACAAUUAAAUUUUGGCUAGUUUCUGAAUGACCACUAAACGAAAGGAGCUAAGUUUUUAUCAUCAUUAAGGUUGUCUAAUAACCCGUCAGAAGGUUGUAAAUAACCCAGUAAUCAUCUUUUGCAUUUUUAAAAUAUAUAAGAUGAACAGGUUUAUUACCAAUGCAAUAAGUUCAACUUUUUUUCUUAUAUUAACAUAAAAUAGACCAAUUCUGGGACGCACUGAAUGAGUAUUGUGUUUUGUAUUAUGAAGCCAGGUAUUGGAUUUAAACUGAACUUAUUAAUUAGGUGUCACAAAAAAUGGAAAUAUAUUGAACUAUUGAAACAUAACUGUAUAUUUUAAUUGAAUAUUGUCUUUUUUAAUGUGACCAGAACACUUUUGUUUUUGUUUUUUAACUGUCUUAGGAUGUCCCUGGUUAAUCAGAAUGCUGCUAUACAGCAGCUGAAACAAGUACUGUAUUUAACAUGUCACCAUUUUUCCUCUCUAAAUAUACUUCUAAAGGUGCUUUUAGGCCAGAAAUUUUGUCAGAUGUUGGAAACAACCCGACUAAUGUAAAAAUACAAAGAAAGAAGAACAAAUAAAGUCAGAAAUUAAGUUGUGUGCAUUCAUCCAUCUUCUACCACUUUUCCGGGUCGGGUCACAGGGGCAGUAGCUUUAGCAGGGAUACCCAGACUUCCCUUGCCCCAGCCAUGUGUAAAAGGUGAAAUCACACAGGAAAAAAAAAUAUUGAACACAUGAAGAAAGAUAGGUGCAAAUAAGCAUGUAUGGAAUACCAAGACAAGACCUAAAAUCAAUAACCCAACACCAAUCCAGCCCCUUGUCAUUGCAAAUGAAUGUCAGCUGGGUCAGUCCUAAUUGAUAGCCUACAAGAAGGUCUAGUUGCCAAGGUGUCACUCAAGACACAUCUCAUCAUGGGUAAGACUAGAGAUCUGUCUGAAGACCAUCUCAAAGUAAUUCUUGCAUAACAUAGCAAUGGCAUCGGUUACAAGCAUACAUCUAAGCUUCUGAAAGUUCCAAUAAGCAUGGUAGCGAGUAUACGACCAUAAAUUUGCAUCAUCAGGUGCUCUUUAUAGGAUUGGUGACAGAGGAGUGCAAAGAAUAAUCAGAAGAAUUGUCAAAUAGCCAAGGAGCAACUGUCGAGAACGUCAAAAAGACCUGGAAUUAGCAGGUACUGUUGUCACAAGGAGUGAGAAAUGCUCUUUGCUGCCAUGUCCUGUAUGCACGCUCACCACAAAAAAUGCAUGUGAACGUUUGUUCAAGGCUUUCUGAACAAUAUUUGGACAAGCCAGUUAAAUACUGGCUAAAUAAAAUAAAAAAAAAAAAAAAACAUGCAUUAAUUGGACACUAAAUUGCCCCUAAGUGUGAUUGUGAGUGUGACUGUGGAAUGGAUGGAUGGAUGUAGUCUGGUCAGAUAAGAGCAAAUUAAACUCUUGGACGGCAAAAUACACACUAUGUUUGGUAGGAGCAAUGCACUGUACGACCCCCUAAAAACGCCAUACCAACAGUGAAUUUUGGAAGUGAUAACAUGAUGGUGAGGGGCUGCUAUUCAGGAAAUUUUACUAGUAAACGUAACAUUAUUGAUGGAAGGAUAACUGGUUAAUGUAUCAAGACAUUAUUGACAAAGAUCUACAGCCAUCUAUAAGGAUUAUGAAAAGGAAACAAGGGAGGAUAUUCCGGCAGGAUAAUGAAACAAAAUAUCUUGCCAAGGAAACUCAAUUGGGUUAAAAAAAAAAAAAUAACGCUGUUAAAAUGUUGAAACCCAGUUACCUGACUUGAGAUCAACAGAAAUGUAUAGGAAGAGCUGAAACUCAAGGUUUAUAGAAGAAGCCCAUGGAACCUUUAAUAUUUGAAGACUGCUUGUGAAGGAAUGGGCCAAAAUUACCACCACAGCAAUGCAUGACUACUUUCUUCAUACAGGAGAUGUUGAGGCUGUCAUUGCAAACAAAUGCUUUGGUACAAUAUAUGAAAUAAAUACAAGUUUGCAUGUUCAAUACUUUUUCCCAGUGUCAUUUCAUAUUAUUACACAACACUUAAUUUCUGAUUUUAUAUGUUCUGCUGGUGAAAUUCUCAGGUCAAUAGUUCCUUUGGAAAUAUUUUUAAUGAGAAAAAUUGAGAAAUGUUAAAGGGGAAAUCCACUAGUUUCCAUUAACAAUGUAUCCAAUAGGUCGUGUAAUAUGUACUCUAUUUUGACAAUGUGAUGUUAAAUCCUCUCUCAUUUAAUAAUGUUUUGAGAAGAUUUUUAUCGUCAAUUACGAAUUUUCAGGGGCGCUGCCAUUUUUGCGAGUCACAUGACUUACGUGCGCGGAUUUGACAUGUUACGUGCCGCAACUAAGGCUCGAUUACAUGGGAUACAAUUUAUGCCCAUCGCCGAUUUUUCGGACUUAUCUUCAUCUGAUGAAGAAAUAACAGCAUCAGUUGAUUGGGAAGACGGAGGAAUACUUCCAUUCACAGACAUGAGCGACCGCUGUGUAUGGAAGUGUUCGUCCGUCUUCCCGAGUGGCCGAGCCGCUCACUUCUGUGUAUGGAAGUAUUCCUCCAUCUUCCAGAUCAACCUAGCAGCUAUGCUGCUCAUGGCUAUGUAUGGAAGUAUUCCUCCGUCUUCCCAAUCAAUCGAUACUGCCCUUUCUUCAUCAGAUGAGAAUAAAUCAGAGAAAUCAGCGCUCCGCAUAAAUGGUUUCCCAUGUAAUCGAGCCUUUGUUGCGGCACGUUAACACGGCAGAUCCGCGGACAUAGGUCAUGUGACUCAUGACCUAUUGGAUACAUUGUUAAUGCAAACCAAUGGAUUUCUCUUUUAAAUAUGAAUGCUUCAGUCCCUGUAUCUCAUUGCAUAUCUGUGCAAUUAUCCUGUACUGUACAUUACCGUUGAAUGUAAUAAAGAAAUUGACAUUU
Messenger RNA from Syngnathoides biaculeatus (alligator pipefish), 6644 nucleotides. It is a transcript of the gene gpr63, whose product is annotated as G protein-coupled receptor 63. The transcript is spliced from 4 exons. Gene Ontology annotation, biological process: G protein-coupled receptor signaling pathway. NCBI's taxonomy places the organism in Eukaryota, Metazoa, Chordata, Actinopteri, Syngnathiformes, Syngnathidae. Gene Ontology annotation, molecular function: G protein-coupled receptor activity. Bases 198 to 1343 code for a protein of 381 amino acids. Gene Ontology annotation, cellular component: membrane. The record is from RefSeq and is a predicted model, not a curated record.